GUCGCCUCGGUCCCCGCAGCCCCGGGAUCCCGGCGUUCCCGCAUUGUUCCGUCCCAGUCGUGGAGAUCCGGGACGAGCGUCGCGGGAAUCUUACCCCGACGGGCUCCCCCAGGCGUGUUUGAGCGCAGGAUGCGGGAAGGAGGACAGGCGGAAAGGUCGCUGGCUGCAUUCCAGAUGUCACCCCUCCCGGAAGCCUGACCCCACACGGUUUCUGGCGCCUUCCUGUCCACGCAGGUGAGACCGCUCAGGUGACACCGAUGGCUGCCCCAAGGAGCAGAUGCUGAAACACGCCCCAGCCCGGUGCUGCUCCUCCUGACACCACUUCCCACCCAGGAUCUAAAUGCCACAGCGCUCUUGGGGCAAGGUGGGCUGGGACCCGCUGUCGCCUUGGAAGACUGCACGACCAUGGGAAACGCAGAAAGCCAGAGCGUAGAGCACGCGUUCUAUGGAGAGAAGCGUGCCAGCCUGGGGCGCAAGCACACGUCGCGCUCGCUGCGGCUGUCACACAAGGCCCGGCGGGCCCGGCACGCGUCCUCGGGGAAGGCGGUCCCCCGGAGCUCCGAGGUGAGCACGCGCUCCAGCAGCACUCCCAGCAUCCCGCAGUCCCUGGCCGAGAAUGGCCUGGAGCCCUUCGCCCAGGAGGGCGCCCUCGAGGGCUUCGGGAGCCCCAGCUGGGUGGACCGAGGGGACAUGGGCCUGAGGCCCGUGUCGUACACCGACUCCUCCGUCGCCCCCAGCGUGGACAGCAGCAUCGUCCUCGCUGCGGCCUCUGUGCAGAGCGUGCCCGGCUCGGAGGACGGCGGGCUCUACGGGGAUGGCACGCCCUGCCUGGCCGAGGGAGGCAGGCGGCAGCACCCCUGCCCCUGCGCCGGGCCCACGUUCCCGGAGACCGCCGGCUUUAAGAAGAAGCGCUCCAAGUCCGCAGACAUCUGGAGGGAGGACAGCCUGGAAUUCUCUCUCUCCGACCUGAGCCAAGAGCAUCUAACAAGCAACGAGGAGAUCCUUGGUUCUGCCGAGGGGAAAGACUGCCAGGAGGCCCAGCGGGCGGAGAGCAGGCCUGGUCCACGGCCGUCCAGCGCCGGUCAGCGUGCCAGCUCCCUGAGCGACCUGUGCGCCCCAAAGAGCGCGGGGGCGACGGCCAACGGGGGGCCCCGGAGCAGAUGCGCCGGCUACUGUCGGAACUUGGUGGCUGACAGCCCCCGCCUUGCCAACCACAAGAUGCCACCGGCAGCUGCUGAAGAGGCCCUUCCCUAUAGCAACUACAACACCCUUCCCUGCAGGAAGUCGCACUGCCUCUCAGAAGGUGCCACCAACCCUCAGCUGAGCCACAGCAACAGCAUGCAAGGCAGGAGGGCCAAGACGACCCAGGAUGUGAACGCGGGCGAGGGCAGCGAGUUUGCCGACAGUGGGAUCGAAGGGGCCACCACCGACACGGACCUGCUGUCCAGGCGCUCCAAUGCCACCCACUCAAGCUACUCGCCGCCCCCCGGCCGCGCGUUCGUGGGCAGCGACAGCGGCAGCAGCAGCACGGGGGACGCGGCGCGCCAGGGCGUGUAUGAGAACUUCCGUCGCGAGCUGGAGCUGAGCGCCGCCAACCGCGAGAGCCUGGAGGACGCGGGCUCCGCGCACAGCGACGAGCGCUCCAGCGGCGCCCCGAGCUCGCCGGGCCGCUCCGACGUGCUGCGCGAGGCGGCGCGGGGCACGGUGCGCAAGGCGGGCGCGCUGGCCGUCAAGAACUUCCUGGUGCACAAGAAGAACCGGAAGGUGGAGCCGGCCGCACGCAGGCGCUGGAAGCACUACUGGGCGUCCCUGAAAGGGUGCACGCUCCUGUUCUACGAGAGCGACGGCAGGUCGGGCAUCGACCCCGCCAGCACCCCGAAACAUGCCGUGUGGGUGGAGAACAGCAUCGUGCAGGCUGUGCCCGAGCACCCCAAGAAGGACUUCGUCUUCUGCCUCAGCAACUCCCUGGGCGACGCCUUCCUCUUCCAGACCACCAGCCAGACGGAGCUGGAGAACUGGGUCACCGCCAUCCACUCGGCCUGCUCUGCCGCCGUGGCGCGGCACCACCACAGAGAGGACACGCUGCGCCUGCUCACGUCCGAGAUCAAGAAGCUGGAGCAGAAGAUCGACAUGGACGAGAAGAUGAAGAAGAUGGGCGAGAUGCAGCUGUCCUCUGUCACCGACUCCAAGAAGAAGAAGACGAUCAUGGACCAGAUCUUCGUCUGGGAGCAGAACCUUGAGCAGUUCCAGAUGGACCUGUUUCGUUACCGCUGCUACUUAGCCAGCCUCCAGGGCGGGGAGUUGCCGAACCCCAAAAGGCUCCUCGCCUUCGCAAGCCGACCCACGAAGGUGGCCAUGGGCCGCCUGGGGAUCUUCUCUGUGUCGUCUUUCCAUGCCCUGGUGGCAGCGCGCACCGGCGAGGCUGGAGUGCGACGGCGGACUCAGGCCACGCCCCGGCCCACGAGCAAGCGGAGGAGCAGGUUCUCUUCUCUGUGGGGUCUGGACACCACCUCCAAGAAGAAGCAGGGGCACCCCAGCAUCAACCAGGUGUUCGGGGAUGGACCUGACGCCGUCAAGCAGUCUUUGGAGGGAGCCUUCGAUGACACCGUCCCAGAUGGCAAGAUGGAGAAGGAGAUGGACCUGCCUGGCGUCCCCCAGCACAACCCCGACUGCGACAUUUGGGUCCACGAGUACUUCACGCCGUCCUGGUUCUGCCUGCCCAAUAAUCAGCCCGCCCUGGCGGUCGUCCGGCCGGGAGACACCGCCCGGGACACCCUGGAGCUGACCUGCAAGGCUCAUCAACUGGAUCACUCGGCUCACUACCUGCGCCUGAAGUUUCUCAUCGAGGACAAAGUCCGGCACUACGUGCCUCGGCCGGAGGAGGGCAUCUAUGAGCUGCUGUACAAAGAAAUUGAAAUUUGUCCAAAAGUCACUCAGAGCAUCCAGAUGGAGAAGUCCGAUACAGCCAGUGAUAAUUACGGGUUUUUCCUGUCUUCUGAGGAUGAAGACGGUGUUCGGAGGCUCUACGUGGACAGUGUGAAGGACACUGGGCUAGCAUCCAAGAAAGGCCUGAAGGCGGGGGAUGAGAUUCUCGAGAUCAACAAUCGCGCCGCCAGCAGCCUGAGCUCCUCGGCGCUCAGAGACUUCCUCCUGCAGCCCAGCCUGGGCCUCCUGGUGAGGACGCGCCCUGGGCUGGAGGGGGGCUUGCCGCUGCUGGAGAGCCCGCCCCGCCGCGCCGACGGCCCCGCGGACCCCGGCCAGGGCCCCCUCGCCUUCCUCGCCGGCAGCCCAGGGCACGGCCUGUGUGGCGCGCAGGGCAGCAGCGCGGAGGCCGCCCCGGAGGAGGCCGAGGGGCCGGACGCCGAGUCCUCGGAUGACACGGAUCGCAGCAGCAAGAGCUCGGAGCAGGGGGCCGCGGGCCGCCGCAGCCCCCACGAGAUGAACCCCCGCGACCCGAGCCCGGCCCCCCCGGACGCUGGCGGGCUGCAGCCGGCCACCACACGGCAGCUGACGGACGCCGACAAGCUGCGCAAGGUGAUCUGUGAGCUCCUGGAGACGGAGCGCACCUAUGUGAAGGACCUAAACUGUCUCAUGGAGAGAUACCUCAAGCCUCUUCAGAAGGAAACCUUCCUCACCCAGGACGAGCUUGAUGUGCUCUUUGGAAAUUUAACCGAAAUGGUGGAGUUUCAAGUAGAAUUCCUCAAAACGCUAGAAGAUGGAGUGAGACUAGUACCUGAUUUGGAAAAGCUCGAGAGAGUCGAUCAAUUUAAGAAGGUGCUGUUCUCCCUGGGGGGCUCCUUUCUGUACUACGCGGACCGCUUCAAGCUGUACAGUGCCUUCUGUGCCAGCCACACGGAGGUCCCCAAGGUCCUGGUGAAAGCCCGGACGGACGCGGCGUUCAAGGCCUUCCUGGACGCGCAGAACCCGAAGCAGCAGCACUCGGCCGCGCUGGAGUCCUACCUCAUCAAGCCCAUCCAGCGGGUCCUCAAGUACCCGCUGCUGCUGCGGGAGCUUUUCGCGCUGACCGACGCCGACAGCGAGGAGCACUACCACCUGGACGUGGCCAUCAAGACUAUGAACAAGGUGGCCAGCCACAUCAAUGAAAUGCAGAAGAUCCACGAAGAAUUUGGGGCUGUGUUUGACCAGCUGAUCGCCGAACAGACUGGAGAGAAGAAAGAGGUGGCGGACCUGAGCAUGGGCGACCUGCUGCUGCACAGCACCGUGGCCUGGCUGAACCCGCCCGCUUCGCUGGGCAAGGGCAAGAGGGAGCCGGACCUGGCCGCCUUCGUCUUCAAAACCGCUGUGGUCCUGGUGUACAAACACGGCUCCAAACAGAAGAAGAAACUUGGAGGACCUCACAGGCUCUCCAUCUACGAGGAGUGGGACCCCUUCCGGUUCCGGCACAUGAUCCCCACCGAAGCCCUGCAGGUCCGCGCCGUGGCCAGCGCAGAUGCAGAAGCCAACACGGCCUGUGAGAUCGUGCACGUGAAGUCGGAGUCAGAGGGGAGGCCAGAGAGGGUGUUCCACCUGUGCUGCAGCUCCCCCAGGAGCCGCAAGGACUUCCUGAAGGCCGUGCACGCCACCCUCCGGGACAAGCACCGAAGACAGCUGCUCAAAGCCGAGAGCCUGCCCUCCCCCCGGCAGUACGUCCCUUUCGGAGGGAAGCGGCUGUGUGCGCUGAAGGGGGCCAGGCCGGCCAUGAGCAGGGCAGUGUCCGCCCCGAGCAAGUCUCUCGGCAGAAGGAGGCGGCGCCUGGCACGGAACAGGUUCACCAUUGAUUCUGACGCCGUGCCCUCCAGCAGCCCGGAGCGAGAGGCCCAGCAGCCGCCUGGCGCCGGGGACACGGACCGGUGGGUCGAGGAGCAGUUUGAUCUCGCACGGUACGAGGGGCCGGAUGACGCCAAGGAGACCGACAUCCUCAGCGACGGCGACGAGUUCUGCGAGUCCGCAAGGGGCGCCGAUGUGGACGGGGACCUGCCCGAGCGGCUCCAGGCCGCCUCUCUCAGCCGGCGGGGCGGCGGCCGCCGGAGCCUGGACAGUCACGCCUCCCGCAUGGCGCAGCUCACGAAGCAGGCGGCCCUGCCGGGCGCCGGAGGCGGCCACGACCCCGCGGGCGAGGAGGUCGUCUGGGUCAGGCGGGAAGACGUGGCCCCGUCCCAGAAACUCAACACGGAGAUAUGACCGUCCGCCGGAGAGCGCGUGUACAUACUUGUCCCCGCCCUGCCCUUCCUGUCCCUCCUGUCCCCUCCAGGACGAAACUGUCCCCUUGGUUCGCACUCUUGCACACACGGUUCUGGCAGCUGACUUUGCUCGGAAGCCAUGUGCCGCCCAACUCAUCCCCCUAACAGCACCAGAAAGGAUGGCUCAGAAUCUGAAGUGAGCGCGCGUCCCUCCUCCUGACCGUGGCCAAGGGCUUUUCUUCGCUCCCUGUGAAUCAGGGCCGGACGGGCAGAGAGAGGCCCUGCAGGACCGGCGGUCACGUUACCCCAGGGGGUGCUGGUCGGCGGGGCGGCACCGACGGAAUUGUGACGAGGUCACCCUGUCUGAAACCAGUCCGAGCAUCCCCGGGGGGGGCAUGCAGCGACGGAGCCGGCGCACGGCCACAGGGUCCCCCGGCUCCUUCCUCCCAGGCGCCGGGUCCGCCGUGCGUCCUCAGGAUGUGCAAGGGGACUGGGGCGCUUACGCCCCGACAAGCCUCUCCUCCCUUCUGGCCUGGUCUGGGGCUGGUCCUACGUGACGCCAGUGUUUGGAAGCUCUAGUUUUGCAUAGAAUUAUAAAGAUGCCAAACUCUUUGAAAAGAGAUCCAAAUUUAUCACUUGAAAAAGAAAAAUGCUAUUUUUUUGUAUUUUACCUGAGAGGCAGGGCACAAACAGAUGAGAACUUUACAGUGUUAGAGUACCUGAGCCUAGGAGCGAGGGCUUCGCCUUUGCAGAGAGGGCGGGCGUGCGGUUUUAUGUUCAUGUGUACGAACGGCUGGCAGGCUGCUCGUGUUUCGAGACAUGGUUUUCCCAGAAGACUGUUCGUUCGUUUGUUUGAAUCUCUGUGUGAGGUGGGUGCCCGGUCGCCGCAAACAGGGCUUCCCGAGGGGGCGGCGUGUGUGUCUGUUGCCCGUGGGUGCGGGGCUCCUCGCGGGGGUUGCCGUGGUGACCGUGGGUGUCCCUCGUGCCGCCCCUUCAUCCGGAGAUUGCCUGCCCUUCCCUGACGCUCCAUAACCGAACCUCUUAACCACCUCUUCCAACACGUGUCGUCUUGUGUUUAAUGCUUUGUUCAUGCCAACGAAACAGGGUAAACAUGCUAAAAAUCUAACGUUCUACACAGGUUUCCACGUAGGGAGAACAAAAUCAACUUAAAGCACUUUGGAUUUUUUUUUUUUUAAAGGUUUAUAGCUUUCCCACCCCCACUUCACAAUGUCCACUUCCUAAGAAGGAUUUAAAUAAUAUGAAAACUUUCUUUUUUGAGAAAUUCUCUAUUUGGUGUUUGACACAUCAGUAGGUACUUUAAAGACCUGAAUUUUAUAGUCGCUCUAGGGGUUCUAUUUUAUACGAAC
This is a messenger RNA of Pteronotus mesoamericanus, 6547 nucleotides long. RefSeq names its product TIAM Rac1 associated GEF 1 (gene TIAM1). The coding region runs from base 406 to 5181 and encodes 1591 amino acids. NCBI's taxonomy places the organism in Eukaryota, Metazoa, Chordata, Mammalia, Chiroptera, Mormoopidae. Gene Ontology annotation, molecular function: guanyl-nucleotide exchange factor activity; protein binding. Gene Ontology annotation, biological process: small GTPase-mediated signal transduction; positive regulation of axonogenesis; activation of GTPase activity. The transcript is spliced from 29 exons. The record is from RefSeq and is a predicted model, not a curated record. Gene Ontology annotation, cellular component: plasma membrane; synapse; cytosol.